AUGUCAACUUCAAGACCGUUGUUAGCUUCGAGCUAUUGCAACAUCGAGAAAAGGGGAGAAAGCCUGGAUAGCGUAAGGAGAGAGUUGAGUGUUAUCAUCAAUGCUUUACCAACACAAAUACAUCCAACCGAAAGAGAAUCGUAUUUAAAUGCGAUUCUGGAUGAUUUGAGCGAUAGAGCGGAUGCACCUUGGACUACAUGGCCGCAGGAUGUCUGUUUACUAGCUUUGACAGCGAUCAAGUCACUUGGACGCAAUCCCGUUGGAUCUGAGACACUGCUAUCGAAAGAUCAUUUCUCAAUCAUCCUCCAUCAUUCAUCUCUUCCACUACCAACCACAUUCUCAUCCGCUCACACGAGGCCUCCUCCAUUCUCUGCGAUUGCGAGAGAGGCAUUGAAGGUAUUGGCGAAUCUUCUUGUACUGCAAGAAGAAGGCAGAAACAUAUUCGCUUCUACUGGUGGACCUAAAGCAAUCGCGAGAGCAUUGUCUGGUAAAAACAUUGAUGGUCAAGAAGCAAUGUAUGAGAAAGAAGAAGACAACCUGGAAAGGUUGUUCUUAUUGGGUAGAUUAGGAUUUCUAGUAACUCUGGAAAGAUCAGAAGCGGUAGCAGUCAUGGUUGAUACUGAAGAUAUAAUCGAUUCACUAGUUCAGCAUUUCACAAUUCUGCAGCCUUCUCAGCCCAACUACAUGGCGUUGAGCGAGCUUCUGAAAUUAACAAAUAACAUCCUUCGUUUUUAUCCAUAUUAUGAUGUAUCGACUGCAACCAGCUCUACAUCAACCACCGAUAUCGAGCAGUGGGAUGCGACCUUUGAUCCCAUACUGUAUCCCCUGUUAUGCCAGUUCUAUGGUAACCCUUAUAUAGAUCUCUCACCCCCUCUAUCUCACUCCAUACAUGUUCUCCUUUCCAUUCCAUUCAUCUCUCGACUUCUACCCAAAUGGCAUUCCAUCCCGAUGCCUCCUUCUCCAAGACAAAGCUCUUCGGUCGCGUCCCCGACAUCAUCAAUGAGAAACCUUCUCAGUCGGAUAUCGAAUAUGUCAACCAAUCCGAUUACUAGUAGGAAGCAGUCAGGGGAAUCGCUUGUGCCGCCCAAUGAUCGUAAGACACCUUCACCGUCUUCAUCUCGGAGAAGCAGUGGAUCAAACAGCAGACCUCCAAUAUCUCCUCCGUCUAGCAUUCAAGACCCUACAGCUCUUCCUACAAAGCUGUUGAGAAUACUCGACCAUUUUUUCGAUACUUAUCUACCGUAUCCGAAAAAGCCUGAUGAAACUUUACCUCAAGGUCUAGUAUUGGAGGAGAUGUUACCUCCUCUGUUGUUGCUAAUGACAAGGGCUGCAGCAGGAAGCGAGUCAACGAGAGCUUAUCUGAAAGAAUCCCUGUUACCCUCAAAUCUUGACCGAUCAGCUGGAGCUGGACCACUGGAAUCUCGUAGAGGUACUCUAGGUAAUAUUCUUCGUUUGAUGGGUUGUGCUGGUCAUACUCAAUGUAGAAAUACAGCUGGAGAAUUGAUGUGGGCGAUAUGCAAAGGCGAUCCCGCCGAGCUUUGUUUAGAGAUAGGAUAUGGAAAUGCUGCUGGUAUACUAUUCCAAAAAGGUGUAUCUGGACCACCACCAGCUAAAAUUGAAGAGAUACCUCAUGAUGAACCGUUUUCAUCAUCUGCUUCAAUAAGUGUCGAACCUGCUACACCGACAAUACCCAAACAUCAACAAAAUCUCGACUUGACCAAGAAUUCAGUCUCAUCGUCCACCCGUAAUCCCAUCACUUCUUUAUCAGCGAAUGAUAUGUCGUCGGAGACGGUGUCAGCAGAAAUGACUGAAGAAGAGAAAGAAAGAGAAGCUGAGAGGUUGUUUGUCUUGUUCGAUAGGAUGGAAAAGAACCCUAUAAUACAGAUGAAAUCUGGUAAAAAUCCCGACGGAGAGGGUAAGAAGAUUAGUGUGAAUGAUAUGAUGAGAGACAAGUUGAAUAGUGGAUCGUUCGAGGACGAUGAUGAGGAAGAAAGAAGAAUAAUUGAGGAAGAGGGGAGGAAAGAUGAGGAAGAUGCGAUCAGAGAAAUUGAGGCUUAUAAGAAAAGGUCAAGCAACAAGUAA
Messenger RNA from Kwoniella shivajii, 2082 nucleotides. RefSeq lists its product as uncharacterized. Gene Ontology annotation, cellular component: cytoplasm. Gene Ontology annotation, biological process: G protein-coupled receptor signaling pathway. The record is from RefSeq and is a predicted model, not a curated record. Gene Ontology annotation, molecular function: G-protein alpha-subunit binding; guanyl-nucleotide exchange factor activity. Lineage: Eukaryota; Fungi; Basidiomycota; Tremellomycetes; Tremellales; Cryptococcaceae. The transcript is spliced from 7 exons. Bases 1 to 2082 code for a protein of 693 amino acids.